CCGAGAUCCGUUGGAACUUUAGUCCCGCCCCGGCGGUAAGGGUUUUCGCAUAAUGUUUGACCGGCUAUUUCAUGUACGGUGCCGCUUUUCGGUACCCAUUCAUCGAGUGGAGGUUGCCUGUGCGCCGGUCUCGCACUCGCGACUAGCCCCACGCCGGUGACACACGAUUCGAAACGAAUAGUGCGAAUUCAAAUAGUGCCUUCCAAUUUUGUUUUUUUUUUGUGUUUUUAUUUUGAAGUGCUCGUGGUUUCAGUUUCCGGCCAGUGAUGAAUAGUUUGAACUGUCAUUUGUUUUCCCAUAAUCAGGAAACCGUGUUUGUAUUUGACGCGUGAAUAUGGACUUGCCUGAAGGAGCUACAUCAAUGCAUUGUUCAUGGAUGUCUUUUUAACUGGUUUUUCCAAAAAGCUUUUGGUAGCUGUAUGCGUAGUACUAGUUGUCGCUAUGUGUCUCACGCCCGUCGAAGCCCGACCGCCACACAAAACAAGACACAACAAAGAAGAUAGAUUAAAAAAUAAGUUAAUGCCAAAAGAAGAAAGAAUGAAGUCCAAGGCGCUGCCAAAGAACGUACCCCUACACACGAUGUUAGCAAGAAAAAUAAUAAAAAAACUAAAGAACACUAGGAGGUUCUUCGAGGACGCGCGACAAGAAGUCAGGGACUCAAUGGAGCACAGAUAUGGGAACCCCAAAUGGUUGCCUAAAGUCAAAUUCACCGAAAUUCAUAACCACACUUACGAAAACUUGAAUAAUGGAAUGUCUAAGAAAAAAUUUGAGUACGUCGUGCCGAAACUGUACAAAAGCUUAGUACAAUUCAAGUUGGUCUGGGAGCGCCUCGGCAACGUCACUAUCACUCAAUUAGACAUCCAUUUCCAGCAGAACUACGCGAAAAAACGCGAAUCUGUGAUUCGUUCGACACUCGAAGAACUUUUCAAACUUCUUACAGAAAUUGAAGAUGACAUGGAUAAAGCAAAUAUCCCUAAACCACAUAUUAAUAUUAACAAACUAAAUCUGGAAGAUUUACAUAAAGACAACGUAGAAACCACUCUCUGUCUUCGACAAGACAUGAUUGCUAUUAGGGCGUAUGCUAAUACAUUGAAGAAGUGGUAUUGGGAACUACGGUGUCCAGACGACUCGAAUCCAAAACUGUCUGAACAAUGCAGAAGAGUUGACCAGGUACUGUUCACGAAAAGAACUCCACAGCGCAACGGCAAUUCUAAACGGCACAGGAGACAAAGAAGGCACCGGCAUUUUAGAUCAAUCCCGUAGUUACAGUUACUCAAGUGUUGCGUCAAGUUGUAACAAAUUUAUUGCAUUCCAAUGAUUUGAAUUCAUCUAAAACUAGACAAACAUGUAUGUUACCCGACGAGUCGAGCCUAGCCUGCGCGACAUGUCCUCGUAACUGAUUCAUGGAAACAGAGUAGUGUGAUUUUUCUAUUUACUGGUUGAUAUUACGGAUUGUUAACCAAUGAUAAUGAGUCAGGACUUUUUUUUAAAGUCAGACUAUAAGUAUUAUAGUUAUGUAAUUUGAACUCUUAGCUAUUUAUUAUAUUACUUAGUAUCUGUAUUAUUUAUUAUUAGAUUUUAGUUUAUGCUCUCUGUAACACAUUAAGCUUUUGUAUAGUUGUUGCUACCAAUUAUAUGACUGCCCAGUCGAGUUAUUGAACAUUGAUAACUUCUUAAAGGUUUGAUACAAUUUUAAGUAAGUAUCAUUUUAAUCAGUAUUGUUCGUCAAUAUUUCGAAACAUGCAGUGAUCGAUACAUGAAAUGGUGAAGUGUUUGAAGUAACGGUUUUGUAAGUAUUGGGUACUUUCUCUGUGAUAUUUAGUAAUCCGUUAUAAGUAAUCUUAAUUUAUUCUAGGUUAAGCACUUUAAAUAAGUUCCUCUUUAUCGUCACUUUCAUAGUUUCUUUCAUUAUUUCAAUUCCACUGUUGUUUUGUUGUCAACUCAUGUUUUUCUACUAAAUUAUUUAUUAUCUUUCUACUUUUCAUAUUUUAAGAUUUCAUUUCUUUCGUUUUUUUAGAAUUGUACCUAACUUUUCAAUGUUUAACGAUCUUAUAUUUAUUUUUAUCGAUAGUAACAUCGGUAACAGUAAAUUUAGUAAUCUUUAUAAGAACCAGUAUUAUGAUUAAAAAUAUAUUAUUAGUCAGAGACUUAACCUCGUAAGGUCUAUUCUAUUUUAAGACCAGUGAAAUAAGGACCCAGUGUCCUGAAAACAGGACAUUUGUUUUUCUUGAUGUUCCGAUAUAAGGUCUGACUUUCUUAGAAAAACCUGCCGCCGUUAUGACUAAAACAUGUGUCCUUAAAAUAGGUCAAUGAGCCUUAGGAGGUUAUGACAUAGACCCCCAAAUAAAUGUAAGAGUAAAUAUUAUUAAAAGAGGAUUGGUAAGAUCUCCACGAACAUUCGUGACGUAAAAAAAUUGUUUUCGAGUUAGAAUCACUUUAUUGACUGUAUAAGUUCAAAACAUAAAUGAGGGCAUCCUACGUAACUGUCACAUUUUUGACGUAAAAUCUAAACUAGGCAGAAUAUUCGUUUUGGUAAAAUAUGAUUCUAAAAUACAUGAUUAGCACAAAUAGUAGUUGCUUAUAGUAUAAUUUUCUUUUAUGUGAUUAAAUAAAUACACAUUCCAGUUGUUUUCUGUGGAAACUUAACGUCAACAAAGUUGACAAAAUAGUAUUAUUAUUGUUGCAUUCUUCUUUUGUAUUCCUCUUUCAUUUAGGUACUAAAGAUUCUUUGACUUUUCAUCCAAGAAAGACUUAUCUUAAGUAAGAGAUUUUGCCUAUUUAUUUAUUUGCUGGAGUGAAUAAACACAGUCACUUUUUUGCGUACUAAUUUAAUAUACUACUUUUUGAUACCUACUUUAUUCGUAGGUUCCAUAAAACUUGAAGUACCUAUAUUCAAUGUUUAGCGAAGCAAUUGCUUUUAUUCACUUCAAUAAAUAAAAAUAAUGGUUAAGCAUAAACUCUAACAUUGUAUGUAUGUAAAUGUGCCGUUAGUUACGUAGUAAAUGAACUGAGUAUUACGAAUAUUAUGUAAAUAAUAUUUUAUACAUUU
Molecule: messenger RNA, 3049 nt
Organism: Cydia strobilella
Lineage: Eukaryota; Metazoa; Arthropoda; Insecta; Lepidoptera; Tortricidae
Exons: 3
Coding region: 373-1263 (296 amino acids)
Source: RefSeq, a predicted model, not a curated record